UUCUGUUGACUGGCCAUCCUCCUCUCAAACUGAACGUCUCUGCCCACCUUUGCUCAGUCGCUCACCUUUUCACUCCUUCUCCCUCCGUCUGUCUCAGCUCAGACUUUUUACUUCCUUCUUCAGUUCUUCUCUGAUUCUCUCUGAAGCUUUUCACGGGAUUUUUCUGCUCAUUCUUGUUGGGGAAGACACCGAGUCAGCAGUCGAACUGAUACUGACGAGCUUGUCAGCAUGCGCUGUGUGAGCUGGUUGUUGCUGGGGACCUGCCUCCUGGUCCUGGGUCCCGCGGUGCAGGGAGCCCCGGGCCAGUGCCCCAGCCUGUGCCACUGCCACGGCGACCUUCAGCACGUCAUCUGUGACGGCGUCGGGCUGAAGAAGAUCCCCCGGGUGUCGGAGGUCACCCGUCUGCUGAACCUGCAGAGGAACAGCCUGGGCGGCAUCCCCACGGGGGCCUUCAGCGAGAGCAAGGGACUCAUCUCUCUGCACAUGCAGCACUGUCAGCUCCGCGAGAUCGGAUCCCAGGCCUUCAAGGGGCUGAAGAAGCUCAUCUACCUCUACCUGUCCAACAACGAGAUCAGCAGCAUCAAGCCCGGCGCCUUCGAGGACCUGACCGAGCUCACCUACCUCUAUCUAGACGGGAACCAGAUCGCCGACCUGGCCAAGGGCAUCUUCUCCCCCAUGAUCAACCUCUUUAUUCUGCAGCUCAAUGACAACAAGCUUCGGGAGCUGCGGCCGGGGACCUUUACGGGUGCCAAAGACUUGCGCUGGCUGCACAUGAGCGGGAACGAGCUGACGACCCUGCAGCCGGGCUCUCUGGACGAUGUGGAGAACCUCGCCAUCCUUCACCUGGACAGGAACAAGAUGUCCACCUAUCCCAGCACGGCAAUGAGCAAACUGCGAGUGGUGGAGGAGCUCACGCUGGGGAAGAACCCCAUGAGGAGCAUCCCGGACAACGCCUUCCAGAGCUUUGGCCGCUACAUGGAGAAACUGUACCUGGACAACAUGAGUCUGGAGAAGUUCUCUGAUGGUGCGUUUACUGGUGUAACUGCAGUCAAGUCACUGCACCUGGACAACAACAAGCUGAAGUCCCUUCCCAGAGGCCUCGAGUUCGGCACCAUCACCAACCUCACCCUCUCCAACAACCCAUGGAGCUGCACGUGCCAGCUAGCUCCACUGCGCAGGUGGAUGGACUCCAGCCGCAAUCGUCCGGACGCAGUUUGUGCUUCUCCACCUCAGCAGAAAGGCAAACAAGUCAGAGACAGCACCGCCUUCAGCGGCUGCAGAGUCAAGUCAAAGAGAGCCAAGAAGGGCACACGUCACUGAACACGCAGCCUGACAGGAGACGCCGAGGAGGAGCCAGUCCAGGUGACCGGCUACACAUGCAACGAAAGCAAUGCUAACUCAUUCUACUUCAAGACUGUCCAUCUAUUCACCUGCCAAAUGUUGUGACUAGUGUAAACACAGACAAACACCUUCAUAGAUGCACAUGCUCUGUCUCUCCCAAACACACAAAGAGCUUUCCGGACUUUCCUUUACAUUCAUUUAUAUCACAGAUGAAGUAUGAAGUGGCAACGUACGACAUUCAGGUAACCACCUAAACAAAGGAUGCAUCUGAGCGAAUGCAGGCUGCAGAGAGCAUUAAGGACAGGUGUGUUGUCUUUUCCUGGUGCAUUCAGGGCCUGGACAGCGGAAACUGUCUCCCCUGAGGAUAAUGUUCUCCUCUAAGUGUUUUUGUUUAGCAUCACAAUAAUGAAAAGCCAAGCUUAAAGGAAAUGUUCGACAUUUUGGGAAAUCGGCUUCUUUGCUUUCUUAGAUGAGAAGAUUGAUGCCGCUCUCACGUGUAGCUUAGCUUAGCACAGAGGCUGGAAACAGGUAAAGAGCUAGCCUGUCGACAGGUGCUCACCAACACCGCUAAAGUUCACUAAUUCAGCUUUUACACCAAAAUUAGUGCAUAUAUGCAGGUUUUUUAACGAGGGUAAACCCACAAAAAAUAGAUGAUUUUCCUCUUUCUCGCUGCCAUCUCGCAUGGUGAGAUGAAAUGCGAAACUUAGCGAUAAACACCUGCUGCAGAGCUACUGACCAGGGAACAAUGCUGAUUGCCCCAUUUCCCACCGAGGAUGAAGGCCAGAUGUUAGUGGGUGUUAGUGGGUUUUUGUCCAGUGUACAAUUAACAUAUAAUUAACAGCAUAUCUUGUUUGUUUUUGCUGUACAAAAACCAAAGUGAACAGAUGUCAAGUUGUCAUUUUAUGGAGGCUGUGCCUGGUAUCAAUCAGCUCCAGUCUGGUAUCAAUAUUCUCAUCUAACUCUUGAUGUAAAGGGAAUAAGUAUGUUUGCCAAAAUGCCAAACCCCUCCUUUGACAUUGCCUGAGUUGCCUUGUUAGACACCCAGCAGACACGGAGCAAGAUUAUCAUUCAAGUCCAAUCCACUCUCUUUUUAGCUCAGCUAAACUCCUGAGGGAAACAUCUGGAUGUUUAGCUGCGAUAAGCUCCACUCUAACUCUGUGGGACACAAGGCUAACGAGAGUGCUGAAAGUCAACCAAAACAGCUAACAAAACAUGCUAAAGAAGCUAAAAGAAGCUAAGAACGGCAGUAGAGCUGCUGUGUACCGUUCACAUCGCACCAUUAAGACUCUAGAAAUAAAGAGUCUGAAAUAUGUGAUGCUCCUUUAUUUUGGUUGUUAUCCGUAGAAAUAAUUAAUUAUCAAAGCAGAUGUGACUCCAAACAAGAGGCAGAGAAACACAAACUAUGAGAAAUUAUUAAACAUCCUCCUUCCUGUCGCUCAAGCAGACAACACUCGUUCACCCUCUUUCCAGUUUUACACCCUGACUGACUGAGACCAUCCAGCACGGUUAAAGUGACCACAAAAAGGACUGAAGACCUAUUUCUGCAUGAGGCUAAGAGACAAUAAGGCUUAGUGGCCGUAUGUGGAUCAAUGCAUUCAGUUUCCAAACUGUAUUUGUCUUGCAGUGCCAUUUUACCUGUAUGAAGGUAUUUUAAGAUCCCAAAGAUGUAUAGAACUGGACUGAGCUCGUUUUUGGUAAGAAUGUACACAAAUGAGAAUACAAGAAGAAGUCUAAAACUAUCAAUACGUUACACAGGAAGUCUUUACUAAAUGCAAGUUAUUUGUAUCAUCUUUAACAUUUUAAAACUUCAAACUGGAAGAAAAACUUUUUCUUUCACAUCAACUAUGAGGGUUACUGACUUGUUGCCUUUAUGCAUCUCUUACGUAUAUUCAAUACCUUUACAUUUCCUGGACUUUUGGAAGUGGUAACAAGUGCUCACAUCCAAUAAACCUUUGACACAAUGAAGCUUUCUUUUUGUCUAAAAUACAUGU
Messenger RNA from Chelmon rostratus (copperband butterflyfish), 3332 nucleotides. RefSeq names its product chondroadherin (gene chad). Gene Ontology annotation, cellular component: extracellular matrix. Lineage: Eukaryota; Metazoa; Chordata; Actinopteri; Chaetodontiformes; Chaetodontidae. The coding region runs from base 229 to 1320 and encodes 363 amino acids. The record is from RefSeq and is a predicted model, not a curated record. Gene Ontology annotation, molecular function: protein binding. The transcript has 4 exons.